AUGGCGACCACAGUACAAAUUCUAGGGAGAACUGAAGAAAACAUUAUUCUUUAUGAAGUAUCGCUAGAAGAAAAGCCAUGGUCUUCCCAACAGGUAAGUUACAUACAUGAGAGCCAAACUAUAUGGUGCACUUGUAAGAAUUUCGAAGCUUCUGGUUGGCUAUGCUAUCACUGCCUAAGAAUUUUACAUCUACAUUCUAUUACAAGAAUUCCAGAGAAGUACAUUAGCAAAAGAUGGACAAAGCUUGCAAAAACUGAAGUAUGGAAUAGAAUGGAAAAUAAGGAUCCAAAACUCCCAUAUACAUCAUGGAGACAUACAAUGAUGAGAAAAUAUUAUAACUUAAUCUUAAAGAGUCAAGAAAAUGAAAAGGCAAGAGCAUUCAUGGAGGAAAACUUCAAAAACUGUAUGAAAAUGGUGGAAGACUUACUUGCGGCCGAAGCUUUUACAGAGGAGGUUGCUGCAAGUGAUGACAAUUCUAAUGUGGCAGAGAGUGCUCAGAGUACCAAUAAUACUUCUUCUUCAUCAACAAGUACAACCAUACCCACUAUAUUAGACCCUAAGAGAGUUGUAACAAAGGGAAGAAGCAAGAGAGUAAAAGGAGCACUUGAAAAAGGGAAGAAAUCAAAGCAAAAAGCAUUACCAGAUCCAAAUUCAGAGUUUGGAUCGAAGACACCUACUGUGCGACUUUUUUGA
Messenger RNA from Chenopodium quinoa (quinoa), 693 nucleotides. Its product is annotated as protein FAR-RED IMPAIRED RESPONSE 1-like. Gene Ontology annotation, molecular function: zinc ion binding. Bases 1 to 693 code for a protein of 230 amino acids. The transcript has a single exon. NCBI's taxonomy places the organism in Eukaryota, Viridiplantae, Streptophyta, Magnoliopsida, Caryophyllales, Amaranthaceae. The record is from RefSeq and is a predicted model, not a curated record.